Puntigrus tetrazona (Sumatra barb) is the source of this 1908-nucleotide messenger RNA. It is a transcript of the gene anxa5b, whose product is annotated as annexin A5b. Gene Ontology annotation, biological process: negative regulation of coagulation. The coding region runs from base 139 to 1092 and encodes 317 amino acids. Lineage: Eukaryota; Metazoa; Chordata; Actinopteri; Cypriniformes; Cyprinidae. The record is from RefSeq and is a predicted model, not a curated record. The transcript has 13 exons. Gene Ontology annotation, cellular component: cytoplasm. Gene Ontology annotation, molecular function: calcium-dependent phospholipid binding; calcium ion binding.
GUGUGGCUCUACACAUAGUAGUGAAGUUUAAUCCUCCUACUAGCGGAGGUCACUCCUCAUUCGUGCUCUUUCGUUCAGUACUGCAGUCUUUCCUCUUCUCUCGCUUCAAGCUCUUUGAAGUAGGCUUUUAUUCCAAAGAUGGCUGGCAGAGGCACAGUGAAGCCCCAAAGUGGAUUCAAUGCUAAUAACGAUGCUGAAGUUCUCUACAAGGCCAUGAAAGGACUCGGCACUGAUGAGGAUGCCAUUCUCAAGCUGCUGACAGCACGCACUAAUGCACAGCGCCAAGAAAUCAAAGCUGCAUACAAAACCCUGCAUGGAAAGGAUUUGGUGGAUAAUUUGAAGUCCGAGCUGGGUGGGAAGUUUGAGAGUCUGGUAGUGGCUCUUAUGGCUCCUCCCAUCAUGUAUGAGGUCACAUGUCUGCGGGACGCUAUUAAGGGUGCAGGCACGGAUGAGAAAGUGUUGGUGGAGAUCUUGGCAUCCAGGUCACCUAAUGAAGUCAACCAGAUCAAAAGUUUAUACAAGCGAGAGCAUAACGAGGACCUGGAGGAAGAUGUGACUGGUGACACUGGAGGUCAUUUCAAGAGGAUGCUGGUUGUUUUGCUACAAGCUAGCAGACAGCAGGGUAUACAAGAAGACCUCAUCCAAAGCGAUGCCCAGGCUCUGUUUGCUGCAGGAGAGCAGAAGUAUGGAACUGAUGAAGGCCAGUUCAUCACUAUACUGGGAAACCGUAGUAACGCUCACCUUAGGAGAGUGUUUGAGGAGUAUAGGAAGCUCUCAGGGUAUGAAAUAGAGGAGAGCAUCCAGAGAGAGACCUCAGGAACCCUUGAAGAAGUACUGCUGGCUGUGGUAAAGUGUGCCCGCAGCGUGCCAGGCUAUUUUGCUGAUAGCCUUUAUGGUGCCAUGAAGGGGGCAGGCACCGAUGACCGGACACUGAUCAGGAUCAUGGUUUCCCGCAGUGAGGUGGACAUGCUGGAUAUCCGUGCCGAGUUCCGCAAGAGGUUUGCUACCUCUCUGCACAAAAUGAUUCAGGGUGAUACCUCAGGUGACUACCGUAAAGCCCUGCUGCUGCUGUGUGGUGGUGAUGAUGCAUAAAGCCUGCCUCUGGGUCGGAUCCCAUGACUCUGUAGGACGAGGGCCUAGUCCCUUUCUGAACCCAAUUCAUGACAAAUUACAAAAACGUGACAUUCCAAAUCAAAAGAAGGAUCUCUUGUCCAACUGUGAAGAUGCUCUGCAUAGCACAGAAUUACUUAAAUAAGCUCAAAUAAGCACUAAGCAAAAUGUGGCACUCAAAUUCAUGAAGCACGAUUUAUCAUAGAUUUAGAGAGAUUUAGAUAUUUUAGUAUAAACUUAAAAAUUAUGAGGCACUUUCUCUAUUCCAUAUGCAAAGAAAACCCCUUCUCUGCUUGUCUUAUGCAGUCCAUCAUGGGGGAAAAAGUCCCACUCUUUAAAGAUGAAAACUCAAGCCUUAAGAAGUUUCUGAAAACAUAUAGUAAGACCAAAGAACUGUAAUCAGUGAAGCAAUAUUUUAUAUGCAUUCAGCAAUUUUUCAUGUAUUUAUUGUUUGUAUAUUUACUAACUACCUUGACAUUUCAGUGUAUAGCGAUACAUAAUCGGCAUCAAUCACAAGUUUAUUUCACUGUUGACCUCUCUGCAUGUGUUUUUAAAACUAGAUUUGUGGAAGUUAAAGGAAAGAUUCACUGUGCUUUCGGUGACGGUGGUUUGGAAAAAAUGACAGAAAGAAUUACCCGUGAUUGGCACAUUGAUGUAAUCACACAAACGAUAAUGAGCUAAAUGUUAUUAAUAUUCAUUAAAAGUUGUUACUUGUUCAUUAAAAGGUGCUACUGCUAAAAUAUUUUAAUAUUUCAUUACCAUAAUGUUCAAAAUAAACACUCAUGAACUAAAGGCAAA